UUUCUGAAAAAAUCUAGAACAAGAAGAUGAUCCAUGAAAUCUUGCUCAAAGUUGUCAAAGAGCAAACAACCUCUGAUGGCAGGUGGACAGAUGACAUCGACCUUAGGGUAGCAGAGAUGCAGUCAAAAGAAGGAAUGCGCGUCUGUCCAAUGUGUGACACUAGUAUGCCAAAGACAAAACGGAAGUGUGUAAAUAAAGACUGUGGCGUCAAUUUGAAAAGUGCAGAAGAACAAGCCAGCGGUACUGAUGUCCUUGGGACUGCACUGAUUGCCCCUGUCCGCACCUUUCAGCACCGGGUGCAUGAGACCUCACUUGGCUUUCAAGUUCAAGAAAACGAGGCAUUUGUUUACAAGAAGGAGGAGCUUUGGGAGACAUAUGAUGAGUGGACUGAUGUCCCCAGUAGACACCCUCCACAUCCAAUCAAGGUGGAAACAUCUGACCCUGUGUUUGUGAACCCCAAUUCCUUUGACUCAGUCAAAGAAGUUCUUCGACGAGUUGGCCAUGCAGCUUCUGUAAGUCGAUACCAUCCAAAUGUGCCAAAUGCAAGGAAAUGGCUCAGUGUAACCAUGGAUGGCUCUCCCUACUUGGUUAGUAGAACAGUAAUCGAUGCAGUUUACUUGUGUUGUGAUUGUGAAGCGGAAGUUCUGAAAUCAAAACAGGAUGACCACCGUAUUGAUGUGCAUCAAGGUCAUAGGGUUAAUUUCAUUAUGGAGUUUGACUGGGUGUUAUUGCGUAUUGGUAAGCUCCACCUUGAAAUGAACAUGGCCAAAACAUUCACCAGCCAUAACUGGGAGGUAUUCAUGUGUGAGCUGACUAAAGAGUUGGGGUUCACCUCAGAAGCAGCACAAAAAUAUGUGAAGAAGUGUUCGGAUCAUCAUAAAACGAUGUCCAUCCUGAAAGUCGCCCAUAUUGGUUUCUGGUAUGAGUUACUUCUACCUUAUGUCCAUAAUCGCCUUUCUUCUGGAUCUCCCAUGUCAGUGAAUGACUUCCUGUAUGACUGGGUCAGACAAGUGGGUUGGAAUAAUCCUAACUACAAGUACAUCUUCAACACAACCUGGACGUAUCUGAUGGGCAUUCAACUGCUUCACAUUGGUGUGAGGAGAAACAAUGCUGAAUACAUCAGGGCAGGGCAUAUGACCUUUGCACCACUGUUUCACAGAAACUGUGCUUCCAAAUAUGCUUUGAUUGAUUUGCAUGACAGGUAAGCAUAC
This is a messenger RNA of Orbicella faveolata, 1211 nucleotides long. RefSeq lists its product as uncharacterized. The record is from RefSeq and is a predicted model, not a curated record. Lineage: Eukaryota; Metazoa; Cnidaria; Anthozoa; Scleractinia; Merulinidae.